AUGUUCCGAAUGAUUUUCGCUCCAACGAAACAUCAUCGCCAGAGCUUUCCGCUUUUUGGAUCCGGCCCCCUUUCCGAAAGAGACGUCCUUCCUUCCGCGGUGGCCACCGGUGGCCGUGUCGGUGUCGGACACGGUCGUCGGCCAAAGCACUGCCGCUCCUUUGGCCCAGAACGGUCGUGGGUCAUGGUGCCUCGACACGUGGGUCGCUUGGGCCUGGCUGCUCUGGCGGCCGGUGCCUCGGUCGUCGGUCGUGCGCCUGAGAGGAGGAGAGAGGACCAGCUCCCGGCGAGCCAGCACCACACUAGGACCUGCCGUUGCGAAGUGAGGCUAUGGGGCCCUGGCGGAACGCUCGGACGCUCCGCGGAGGUCCUGGCCUCCGAGGCAGCGGCUGAAGCUGCGAAGCGGAAACUUCAGAGCCCAGCGGAGGAACUUGAGGACUUCAUCCAGAAGGGUCCGUUGUAUAGCAGGCUGCUGCUCAGCUGUCCAUCUCCUCCACUGACCGAGUGGAUGGAAAAGGGUGAGUUGUUGGCCAAGCAACUCAGUGCCAAUGUCACAAACCUCUCUGACCGAGAGAUGGCGAAGCGCAUUUACCACCUCUACUUGCCGUGGUACUUCUGGAUGCGACACCAAAUGAUUGAAAUCCGGAGUGCCAGGAGUCGUGAGGGACCUUCUGCAGUGGUCUUUGGGAUUUCCGCACCACAAGGCUUCGGAAAGACCACGGCCAAUGAGUCGCUGUCGCUGCUGUUCCAUGCUGAUGGGCUUAGCUUUCAAGCAAUCUCCAUCGACGAUUUUUACUUACCUGCAAGCUGGCAGGAGGAGGUGGCGCAGGUCUACUCCGAGAACGAAUUGUUGGAGCUGCGCGGCAACCCGGGCACCCACGACGUGCACCUGGGCGAAGAGACCUUGAAAGCGCUGAAGCGCGUGGAGCAAGGUGAGGUGUGCAUUCCACGUUUCGACAAAUCUGCAUUGAAUGGAAAGGGCGAUCAGUUGCCACGAAACCGCUGGGACCGCGUCCAGACACCAUGCGAUGUUGUGGUGGUGGAAGGUUGGAUGGUGGGCUUCAGCGCUUGUGAUGGCCAGGAUGUAGCCAAGAUCCAUCCAGGGCUGCGCCUGGUGAACGAAAAGCUGAAGAAGUACCAGGCUUGGAAUGACCUGAUCGAUUGUUUUUGCGUCUUCGCCAUGGACGAGAUUGACCAAGUGUACACCUGGAGACUACAGGCAGAGGAAGCCAUGAAGCGAUCUGGACGUGGUGGCAUGUCCUCUGAGGAAGUGAAGCGCUUCGUGAACCGUUUCAUGCCUGCUUACUUGGCAUAUCGACCACAGCUCUAUGCUGCAGCAGCUGAAGGAAGUGUCAGUGGCAAGACAGCAUUGCUUUGCAAGAUUGGUCGUGAUCGCAGCGUGCUAUGA
Molecule: messenger RNA, 1407 nt
Organism: Durusdinium trenchii
Lineage: Eukaryota; Dinophyceae; Suessiales; Symbiodiniaceae
Source: the annotation of a GenBank genome assembly